AUGCCCGAUUUACUAACGCCGGGUUUUACGAAAGCCCGACGCGAUACCAGAGACGGGACUCGCGCAAGUGAAGAUUGGGGUGUCUACGAUGACGCCAAAACGUAUUACACUUCCGACGCUCGGCACGGUGGUAGAUCGCACAGACGCAACCGUACAUACUCUCAAAAUGGUAUCAUUCAAGAGAUUGAACGUAUGGGACUGCAUGAACCACAUAGGCGGGGUAGCCAUGAUGAAUCAACUAGGCCACACUCCCGCCAAUUCCUCGUUGAUGUUGACCACACACUAGAAAGCUUACAGGCACAGGAAGAUACAGAUGGCAACAUGCAAAUUACGAUUGAGGAUGCUGGUCCCAAGGUCAUGCCUCUUCGAACUGCUGCAUCCGGUGGCCAUAAUCGAUUUGAUAUCCGGGGCACAUACAUGCUUUCAAACCUUCUCCAGGAGUUAUACAUGGCAAAAGAAUUUGGGCGGAAGCGGAUCAUCCUUGACAUCGGUCGCCUUAACGAGAACCCAGUUAGCAGACUAUCGAGGUUGAUUAAGAAUCAGUUCUGGGAUGGGUUAACUCGUCGCAUCGACGCUUCAAGCAUUGAAAUCGCAGCAAAGGAUCCUAAAGAUUGGACAUCCGAUCCGCGACCACGCAUAUAUAUUCCGCCAGAGACCCCAGAGCAAUACGAAUACUACCAAAAACUUGCCGCUGAGCGACCCGAGAUGCGGCUAGAUGUUUUGUACCUCCCGGAGAAGAUCACUCCCGAAGUGGUCCGAGACAUGAACGAUAAGCCUGGGCUUCUCGCUCUUGCCAUGGAGGAAGUGAAGGAUCCUAAAACCGGAGAAAAAACGCUACGCGGGCUCCCAUUUGUGGUUCCCGGGGGAAGAUUCAAUGAAUUGUACGGCUGGGAUAGCUAUAUGGAAUCCCUCGGGCUUUUAGUUAAUGAUAAGGUAUACCUAGCGAAGUCGAUGGUACAGAAUUUCUGCUUCUCUAUUCAACACUACGGCAAGAUCCUUAACGCAACCAGAUCAUACUAUCUGCUGCGCUCACAGCCACCUUUCUUGACAGAUAUGGCCCUCCGGGUGUAUGAGAAAAUCCAGCACGAACCUGGCGCGCUUGAUUUUCUUCGGACGGCCUUCCUUGCUGCAAUCAAGGAGUAUUAUUGUGUAUGGACGGCGGAACCGCGUUUGGACCCCAAGACUGGUCUUUCGAGAUACCGACCGGAAGGGUUAGGUGUGCCGCCUGAGACGGAGGCUUCUCAUUUCGUUCAUAUCCUCGAGCCUUAUGCCGAGAAAUAUAACAUGACCUUCGAACAAUUCGUUAGAGCGUACAACUACCAAGAGAUCCACGAACCAGAACUAGACGAGUACUUCCUUCACGACAGGGCAGUCCGAGAAUCUGGCCACGAUACGUCGUACAGGCUGGAAAAAGUCUGCGCUAACCUUGCGACCAUUGAUCUUAACUCGUUGUUAUAUAAAUAUGAGAUGGAUAUCGCCCGCACCAUCCGAAACGUCUUUGGCGACAAGCUAGAAAUUCCUGCUGAGUGGUGUGGCGGUAAUAUGGUGCCCGGCCAGAUUGAAACGUCGGCCAUCUGGGACCGUCGCUGGAAGAGACGACGUGCAGCCAUCCAUAAAUACAACUGGAACGAAGAAAAGGGCAUGUACUUUGACUACGACACAGUGAAGCAGCAGCAAUGUACCUACGAGUCAUGCACGACGUUCUGGCCUCUCUGGGCAGGCAUCCCGGAUCCCGAGCGCGCGGCCAAGGUAGUCAAGUGCGCUGUGCCUAAAUUCGAAGCCUACGGGGGACUCCUAUCUGGAACGGAAGAAUCCCGCGGUGCUGUCAGCAUCGAGCGUCCGAACCGGCAGUGGGAUUAUCCCUACGGCUGGGCGCCUCAACAGAUUCUGGCUUGGACAGGACUGUACCGCUACGGCUACGCGGACCUCGCACAGAAGCUGGCAUACAAGUGGCUAUUCAUGGUUACCAAGGCGUUCUUCGACUUCAACGGCGUGGUGGUGGAAAAGUACGAUGUCACAAGGCCAGUCGACCCGCACCGUGUGGAUGCCGAAUACGGAAACCAGGGGCUCGACUUUAAGGGGGUUGCUAAAGAAGGGUUCGGCUGGGUCAAUGCUAGCUAUGUUUACGGCUUGCAAUUUAUUAACACAGAGAUGAAGAGAGCUCUGGGCACCCUAACACCCUAUGAGACGUAUGAAAGAGCUCAGCAGAUCAAAGAGGAGAAGCUGCUCCAAGAACUAGUAUGA
This is a messenger RNA of Daldinia caldariorum, 2244 nucleotides long. Its product is annotated as glycoside hydrolase family 37 protein. Lineage: Eukaryota; Fungi; Ascomycota; Sordariomycetes; Xylariales; Hypoxylaceae. Gene Ontology annotation, cellular component: cytoplasm. Gene Ontology annotation, molecular function: alpha,alpha-trehalase activity; calcium ion binding. The record is from RefSeq and is a predicted model, not a curated record. Gene Ontology annotation, biological process: trehalose catabolic process. The transcript is spliced from 5 exons. The coding region runs from base 1 to 2244 and encodes 747 amino acids.